Messenger RNA from Rubroshorea leprosula, 2130 nucleotides. NCBI's taxonomy places the organism in Eukaryota, Viridiplantae, Streptophyta, Magnoliopsida, Malvales, Dipterocarpaceae. The record is from the annotation of a GenBank genome assembly.
AUUCUGCAGAUGGGGGGGAAGGAUUUCUGGGUUCUAUGCUUGUUAUUUAACAAGAGAAGAAGGAGAAAUUUCAAGCUUUCUAUCGGGUUUUUCAAGGGAUGGCUGUCGGUAAAAUCUAUCUUACAAAAGCAUGAUUUAUUUCUAAAAUCUAUAUCAAUCUCGAAAUGGCUAGCCUUCUAACUUGUCACUUCCCGUGGUUUCCUCGUUCUUGACUUCACUUCCUAAAAUGGUGGACAAGGAAAAACUAUGAGAUAACUCAAUGGGGGGGAAGGAUUUCUGGGUUCUAUGCUUGUUAUUUAACAAGAGAAGAAGGAGAAAUUUCAAGCUUUCUACCGGGUUUUUCAAGGGAUGGCUGUCGGCUUGCUUGGUUCCCUUUUUUUUUUUUUUUGUUUCGGCUGCAGCAGGAGGCGUCUAGAGCCAUGCCACCGAGAAAGAGCAAAGAUAAAGAGCUUCAGCCAGCCCAAGCUGAACAUGCAGAUGACAGUCUAGUUUACUCAGAGGAAAGAGAUGCAGACCGCAGAGAUGACUUUGCUGAAUCAAGUAAUGUGUUUAGAGGUAUGACUGAACGUCUGGAUUUAGCAUUCAAAGAACAGAACCAGGCUAUGCAGAGACUUGUUGAGAGUCAAGCAGAAUCCUCCAAACGUCAGGAAGAGCUAAUUAGACAAUGUAUAGAAGAAAUGAGAUGGGUCUUUGAAGAAGGCACUAGGGUGAUGCGAGAAACUGGGGAAAAAAAUCGUAGAACACUGCAGGCUGUUUCAAAACAAGUGGUUGAGCAAGUGCGACAGCCCAGACCUGAGAUCCCUCCUUCGCAGAAUUUCUUCAUGGGUGAAGGACAAAGACAACAGGAACCAAUGGAGGCUGCUGCUCUCGUUGCAGACCAUGGCCAUCAACCUCAGCAUAAGUAUAUUUCGCCAAGUGUGAAAGGAAAUGUGGGUCCUUAUCAUCAACCCUACCCAAGGGACUUUUUCCAGCCACAAGUUCCUCCAGCCCAGCCGGUACAGUGCGGUCUACAGAAUCAACCAGCUCAAUUAUUCAAUAAAGAUCAACUAAUAGAUUUGGUACAAGAAACCUAUGGACCAGCCUUGAAACCAUUGGUACGUCCAGCCUACAAGAAGCCUUAUCCAGACGUCAUUGAUCAUGAAAAUCCUUUUCCAAGGGGUUUUAAAGUGCCUGAGUUCACUUUAUUUUCUGAUGAGGUUGCCCUUACUUGGUACCUCAGUCUGCCUCAAAAUUCAGUCUACUCUUGGAGGCAAAUAGAGGACUUGUUUCAUACUCAAUUCUAUCGUUGUGAACCAGAAGUGUCUAUGGCAAACUUGUCGAGGUUAGCCCAAAAGCCUGGAGAAUCGUCUGAAGCAUUCCUUGCGAGAUUCUGGAGAGCUAGACUGAAAUGUAGAGUUGCACUGCCAGAACAGGAAUUUGUCAAGCUGGCUCGGAAUGUGGCUCAGUAUGAAAAUCUGCUGAAAGAAGAUGUUCAAAAGAAAGAUGCAUCACAUGGAACCUAUUACAGUGACCCUAAUUUUGAUCUUGAUGUGGCUGAGGUUGUUACAGACAAGCCUAUUGUUUGUCCAGACCUUGUCAGACCAACUCACCAGCCUGAGACGUCUGUGAGACGUUAUGUUGGUGAGGCUGAAAAACAGUAUACUUUUGAUGUGUCAAAAGCUAGUGAUAUAUUCGACCACCUUAAAAAGAGUGGUCUGAUUAAGCUGCCACAGGGACAUAAAAUCCCAACAGCAGCUGAAAUCGGAGCUAGAGAUUAUUGCAAAUUUCAUAAUUCUUGGAAGCAUUCUACUGAUAAUCGUCUUAUUUUUCGUAAUGUCUUGCAAGAAAAGAUUGAUAAGGGUAUCUUGAAAUUUCCAGACAAAGCGAAGGAAACCAUGGGAGUGGAUGCAGACCCUUUUCCAGCUGUGUCUGUCAGCGUGAAUGUUGCAGACCUUAGGAGUGUUGCCAGAAAUCGUAGUCUGCCUUAUGCUUAAAGGAACCUUGCUGCUGAAGACUUGAGGUGGGUGCUUGAGGCACAGAGAUCCAGACAUGGCAGGAGCGUCAGGUCAAACCAAUAGAGGCUCGGGGGGCAAGGAAGGAUCAUUGUGACCAGGAACUUUAGUCCAGAAGGUGCCAGACGAUAUUCAACUG